GUGGCUCCACCUGCCUUGAAAUGGGCUCCGGUAAACAGAGCGCUAAUCAUGAAGCUGCUAUCAGAGCUGUUCUUUCUUUGGCUGGUAGCCUUGCAAGGCAUUGCAACUCAUCCCUUGAUGAAAAGUAAUUACCUGACGGAACAAAAGAAGUUGGAGCCUCUGAGAAGAUUCCAGUUUCCAUGUGAGCUGGAGAAGCUGUCUCAUUCUCCUCCACCUUCAGUUCAUACUUUGAGGCCAUCUGAUAUUAAAGCAAUGGCUGCCAUAGGAAUUCUGCAAAGUGUCCCAGAUUCAAGGAUGAAUCAUGAGGAUGUACUCCUAAGCUCAGAAAGGACCCUUGUUCAGGCGAGCAUGGAAACACUAGCAGCUCUUGUUAGCAGGUUUAACCCCUCUGUCCUACACCAGCCACUUCUUCUCAAAACGAACAGAGCAGCAUCAGGAUCCAAAGCUAUCAGAAGCACACUGGAUCAAGCUAAAGAAGUGGUGAAAUUCAUGAAAGAGAAUCAGAUGCUAGAUUUCCAAAAUGACUGGAAGCUAAUCACAGUUUUCUUUAGUGCUGAAAACUUGUGUUCCUCCUGUGUCUCCUUUCACCAGGAACACCGCUUCCUGGACAGCAUGGAAAGACUUAAGAGAGUCUUGGACUUUUUAUAUCAAGAGGUCCCUAAAGCCUUUGUAAACCUGGUGGAUUCCACUGAGCUCAGAUUCUUCUCUCUUUCAAGCAGUAAUCAGAAUAAAAUCAGGAUGCCAUGUAACUGUGCUGAUGAAGAUUCCAAACUUGAUGAUGUCAUACUGAGGUGGUCCUAUCAGAAUGACUUGAAAAAACUGCUGAAAUCUGGGCGGUAUGAGUGGAGAGAUGACUUCACCAUUGUUCUGCAGCCUUUCUUCCAAGAAAUAAGUCUGCCUCAUAGAACGGGCAGGCAGGUGGAUGGCAAUUCCAUACCAAAUACACCAGAGGAAAUCAUGGAAGAAGAGAACUCUGCCUUGGGCGUGGGUCUCUGGAACAACAUGCUGGAACCAGUUGGGAAGAAGAAGCAUUAUUAUUACAUGGAGAUGCUUCAGGCUCGGUGCCCAUCUCAGGAGUAUCCAUAUUUGUUCACAUACAGAAAUAGUAACUACUCAUCUUCCCCUCUGACAUCACAAGCUGAAGGCCAGUCUCAGGAAAGAAGCUAUGGGACAAGCAUUCCCUGUUUUGACAGAAUUCCCUCUAAUACGGUUCCUGUUUCAGUUCACAACUUGAGGCCAGCAGACAUCAAAGUGAUUGGUGCACUGGGAGACUCACUCACAGCAGGUAAUGGAGCAGGGUCCAAACCAAAUGAUGUUCUUGAUGUUCUGACACAGUACCGAGGUCUUUCCUGGAGCGUUGGAGGAGAUCAAAACAUAAGCACAGUCACAACACUAGCAAAUAUUCUUCGUGAGUUUAAUCCUUCCCUUCGAGGGUACUCCAUUGGCACUGGGGCACAAAACUCAGCUAAUGCCUUCCUGAACCAGGCUGUGCCAGGAGAUCGCUCUGAGGAUGUCCCAUCACAGGCUAGGAGACUUGUGGACCGGAUGAAAAAUGACACUGGAAUAAAUUUCCAGGAGGACUGGAAGCUCAUAACACUCUUCAUAGGAGGAAAUGACCUGUGCAAAUUCUGCAAUGAUCCAGUGCAUUUUUCUCCUGAUAACUACACCAACAAUAUAAAAAUAGCUUUGGACAUACUUCAUAGAGAGGUUCCUCGGGCAUUUGUGAAUCUGGUGACAGUCCUUCAUAUAGUGACCCUCCGGGAUUUGUACCAGGCAAAGAACAUUAGCUGCCCAAGGCUAAUCAUGAGGAAUUUGUGUCCUUGUUUGCUGAACUAUGCUGACAAUUCCACUGAAGUGGAAAUCCUAGAGUCCUUUAAUAGAAGGUAUCAGGAGGGAACCCACCAAUUAGUUGAAAGUGGAAGGUAUGACACUAAGGAAGAUUUCACAGUGGUUGUGCAGCCAUUUCUGGAGAAAGUGACCAUUCCAAAGACCAAGGAGGGGUUGCCCGACAGCUCAUAUUUUGCCCCAGACUGUUUCCACUUUCACCAGAAGACUCAUUCCCAGACUGCUCGUGGCCUGUGGAACAACAUGUUGGAGCCUGUUGGGAACAAGACAGAUGCACAUUUUCUUGAAAUGGUGUUAACUCUCAGAUGUCCGAGUCCGGUUGAGCCCUUCCUGAGGACAUACAAGAACAGCAAUUAUACAUACCCCAACCAAACUACCCCAGAUAUAACAACACCACCACCAUCAUCUGCCACUCCAACACCAGCACAGGAACCUGAUCAGAAUCAUGGGAGUCAGCUGCUGUGUGAGGACAGAGCUCCCUCCAGCUCUUCGCCAACUUCAGUGCAUGCUCUCAAACCAGCUGAUGUGCGAGUGAUAGCAGCCCUGGGGGAUUCUUUGACAGCUGGUAAUGGAAUUGGUGCUAGAUCAAACAAUACCGUGGAUAUGAACACAGAAUAUCGGGGCCUGGCUUGGAGUAUUGGAGGGGAUGCUUCAUUAAAGAAUGUAACAACCCUGCCUAAUAUCCUUCGGGAGUUCAACCGCAACCUCACUGGUUACUCCACUGGCACGGGAGGAGCAAGUGAGCCGAAUGCCUUUCUCAAUCAGGCAGUUCCUGGAGCAGUGGCUGAGAAAUUACCAGACCAAGCAAAAGCCCUGGUGAGACUAAUGAAAAGUGAUCCGAGAAUUGAUAUCAACACUGACUGGAAGAUCAUCACUAUAUUAAUUGGAGGCAAUGAUCUGUGCAACUACUGCGAAGACCCUAAUUACUAUUCAGCUGUAAAUUUCACCAGCCACAUUCAAGAAGCCCUCGACAUUCUGCAUGCAGAAGUUCCCAGGGCUCUGGUCAAUCUGGUUGAAGUAAUGGACCUCCUCCCUCUGAGGAAGAUAUUUCUGGAUAACCAAGUACAGUGUCCCACACAUCUCGCUAGAUAUCUGUGUAGUUGUGUUCUUCCAGUGAUGGAAGGGUCACAAGACCUAGUGAUGGUGAUGGAUGCUAUCAGAGCCUACCAGAACAGCACUCGGAAGCUAAUAGAGUCUGGCAGGUAUGACACCCAUGAAAAUUUCACGGUGGUACUGCAGCCUUUUUUCCAAAAUAUCAAGAUUCCUCUGCUUCAGGAUGGCCGUGCAGAUAUCUCCUUCUUUGCACCAGACUGUUUCCACCUGAGUCAGAAAUCCCACUCUCAGCUCUCCAGGACUCUCUGGAACACCAUGCUUCAGCCUGUAGGGGAGAAAACUGACUUCUUUGACCCAAAGGCUAACAUUACUCUGAGUUGCCCAACACUGCACAAACCCUUCCUGGGAACAUAUAGGAACAGCAACUACACGUACCUACCUGUGGAACCUACUAACAAGCCAAUUCAGAAUUGGGGCAGUGACCUGUCAUGUCCCGAACAGACCCCAUCGGAAAGUGUCCCAACAUCAGUACACAAGCUGCGACCAACAGACAUCAAAGUCAUAGCAGCGCUAGGAGAUUCCUUGACUACUGCUGUGGGAGCCAAAGCAACCAGCUCAACUAACAUGCUAACAGCCUGGAGAGGACUUUCCUGGAGUAUUGGAGGUGAUGGAACCCUGGAGGCUCACACGACUUUACCCAAUAUUUUGAAAAAGUUUAAUCCAGAACUCUUCGGCUUCUCCACUGGCACCGAGAAGGAAACGGCCGGGUUCAACUUAGCAGUGGGAGGAGCCAAAGCAAAUGAUAUGUCAACCCAGGCUCGUGAACUGGUUGAGCUAAUGAGAGGCAGCUCAAAAAUCAACUUUAAGGAGGACUGGAAACUGAUCACUCUCUUUGUUGGAGGCAAUGAUCUGUGCCAUUACUGCUUGGACAGGGAGACCUAUUCGGGAGAAAAUUAUGUAAAACACCUUCAGGCUGCUCUUGAUAUCCUUUACCAGGAGCUACCUCGAGCGUUUGUCAACAUGGUGGAGGUGAUGGAGAUUUCUGGACUGCGUCAAAUAGAGAGGGAAACUUCAGGGUGUGCUGUUCCAGGGGCGAGUGUUUGCCCAUGUUUCUUAACCCCCCAGGAAAGCUCUCCUGAACUACAAGAAAUGAAAAUAAUUAACAAAGAUUUUCAGAUCAAAAGCAUGCUGAUGGCCAGCAGCAGCCGCUAUGCACAGCGUGAGGAUUUUACUGUCGUGGUGCAUCCGUUUUUCCGAAAUACCAUCAUCCCACUAGGAAGUGAUGGGAAACCAGACCUGAGUUUCUUUUCUGUGGAUUGCUUUCAUUUCACUGAGAGAGGCUAUGCUGAGAUGGCCAUAGCUCUCUGGAAUAAUUUGCUGGAGCCAGUUGGUCAAAAGCAGAGCUACAAUAACUUCACCCAUAACAGAUUGAAACUCAAGUGUCCAACCUCAGAGAAUCCUUUUCUUUUCACAUCCCGAAACAGUGGAUUGCAAAAUACAGCUCCUGUAGCAGGGACAGAUGACCCAUCAGUACCUUACUGGGCUGUGAUUUUGGCAGCAGUAGCUGGAGUCCUGGCAGGUUCUGCACUCAUUGGGAUUUUGAUGUCAAGAAGACUCAAGAAACACCAACAUGAGAGAGAGACAGCCUUAGAAGUGAAUUCAACAGCUCUGUAAACCAGAUGCAUAUGAGGAACUUACAUCUACCUCCUCCGGGACGAGGGUGAUGAGAGAAUAGGGGGAAGAGCAGCUUUGGAUGUCUUUUCUCAACUAAUCAAACCUGUCCAUUUAAAAAUAGAGGCAGAAGUAUGGGCCAGUGAUUCUCCAUUCAGUCACCAUGGUCAUAAAGGACAUGACUGUUUACUUUCCCUGGCAGUGUGCUGCACAUUGGCCAUGCUGUGGAAAGAAACAAACAUUUCUUAGUACAUGACAUCUUCCUCCUUUGGGAUGCAUUGAUUUUCUGUAUGAUGGAAAUUGCUCAGGAUGCCAGUUCCCCAUGUGAAGUGAGAAAACUAUUCAUAUAUGUUGUAGCCUUAUGAAGUGCUCGCCCCAACCUGUUCUGUGGGGGACACUGGGUUAAAUAUAAUGGUUGGGGUCAUUGUUAUGGACUGUUAACUAUUCUCCCCAAAAGUGUAAUAAAUUCAAAAUGAAAACAGUGACAUCUUUUGUUGAAGUCAAGUGAGAACCCUGAAUUAAUACAACAAGACUUGGCUUUAAGAAAAAAGAAGCUUUAUUCAAUAAUUUCAGUCUGGCUGAAGACCUAAAUAGAAUUGACUAAACUUUUCUUAGAGGGCCCGUUUCAGGAUGCAUGAAGCCCAACUUGGAAUCUUUGGGGUCCAUUCCUUAUUGAAAUUGUUCAGAAAUUCAGAUCAGGAGCAUGAAGGAGAUUUUCCUUGCACAUUACACAGAUUACCUCUUUCAUUGUUUUACGCUUUUCUGACAUAAGGGAGACGACUGAGAUGGACUGUUAAGGACCUUCUUUUCUCAUAUCCCUAUAAUUUCCUACGUCGUCAAUUUUAGUUAAGAGAUUCUAAAUUCAUUGAAGCCAAAAGCACUUUAAUUUGCUGAGGUUUUUGUCAACUCCCAUUGAUUUUGUAAUGUUCCCAUUCUAGGAAUGGAGGUUUUGUAAUGCUCCCAUUCUAGGAAUCAUGAAUACUGGGUGUGAGGUGUAACUGAAACGGUCCCCAGCACAAAGGCUGUGCAGCCUUUGACACUCAAUCUGCUCAUCUGUCACCUAAAAGAUACUUAUCCAAACACACGUAGAUGCCCUAGUUUUAUCCUCUCACCUUCACCCUCGUGUAAUCUUUGCAGGGAUGUAAUUAGGACAUGAAACAUGCUGGAAUAAUCAGGGUCCCAGAAUCCCAGUGCCACCAACUCUUUUUUAAAAUCUGCUCUCAAAGCUCAUUUUUUGAAAGUAGGCUUUGUA
Pelodiscus sinensis (Chinese soft-shelled turtle) is the source of this 5821-nucleotide messenger RNA. The record is from RefSeq and is a predicted model, not a curated record. NCBI's taxonomy places the organism in Eukaryota, Metazoa, Chordata, Testudines, Trionychidae.